CUUUUAUUGUGGAAAGCUGUGUCCGGAAGUAACAUCUAUUUUUAUUCUGCGUGUCUAUCUAACGUUACGGUACGUGAGAAAGACUUGCAAGGGAGAGGGAGAAGAGACUAGACACGAGGGAUCGAUUAUAAAACUGGUGUUGUCAGGUGGCACAGAGCCUUUGAAGAUCGACGCCGUCCACAGCACCCACGCUAUCCCGCUGGAUUUGGAAACGUUUCUGUAACUGUGACCGUUUAAUUGCUACACAGGAUGUCUGGACAGAGCAUAACAGACAGGAUAACCGCCGCUCAGCACAGUGUCACCGGGUCGGCGAUUUCCAAAACUGUGUGCAAGGCGACCACACAUGAAAUAAUGGGACCAAAAAAGAAACAUUUGGAUUAUUUGAUUCAGUGCACAAAUGAGAUGAAUGUGAACAUCCCUCAGCUGGCUGACACACUGUUUGAGAGGACCGCCAACACCAGCUGGGUGGUUGUGUUCAAGUCUCUCACCACCACACACCAUCUCAUGGUCUACGGCAAUGAGAGAUUUAUACAGUAUCUGGCUUCAAGGAACACACUAUUCAACCUCAGCAAUUUUUUGGACAAAAGUGGACUACAAGGCUAUGAUAUGUCAACAUUCAUAAGAAGGUAUAGCCGCUACCUGAAUGAGAAGGCUGUGUCCUACAGACAAGUUGCUUUUGACUUCACUAAAGUGAAAAGAGGGUCUGAUGGAGUGAUGAGAACCUUGAACACAGAGAAACUCCUCAAGACCAUCCCUAUCAUCCAGAAUCAGAUGGAUGUGUUACUCGAUUUCAAUGUCAAUGCAAAUGAACUGACAAAUGGUGUGAUCAACGCAGCCUUCAUGCUUCUGUUCAAAGAUGCGAUCCGACUGUUUGCAGCGUACAAUGAGGGCAUCAUUAACCUCCUGGAGAAAUACUUUGACAUGAAGAAAGUUCAGUGCAAAGAAGGACUUGACAUCUACAAAAAAUUCCUCACUCGAAUGACUAGAAUCUCAGAGUUCCUCAAAGUUGCAGAGCAAGUCGGAAUUGAUCGAGGGGACAUCCCAGAUCUGUCUCAGGCCCCCAGCAGCCUGCUUGAUGCCCUGGAGCAGCACUUGGCCUCUUUAGAGGGAAAGAAAGUCAAAGACUCAACAGCAGCCAGCAGGGCUAGCACUCUCUCCAAUGCGGUCUCCUCCCUAGCCAACACCGGCAUAUCUUUCACCAAAGUGGACGAGAGGGAAAAACAGGCAGCACUGGACGAAGAGCAGACACUCCUCAAAACACUAAAAGAUCAGCGUCUGAAAGACCUCCAGAAGAAUCCAACUGCGGCAAACAUAGACUCCUCUCCUGUCUCAAUGGUGGGUGGGAGCAUCAAUUCAGCCCCUACCAUUGACCUCUUGUCCUCCACCAGCUCCACCAACAGCAACUCCAAGGCAGCCAAUGAACUGCUAGACCUGCAGCUGGCUUUUCAGCAGUCGCUGCCUCCCUCCAGCACCAACACAUGGGGAGAUCCUUUCCCCUCUGCUGCAGAAGCUAUGGAGGAAUCCAUUCCAAACUCAAACCCUUUCCUCACACUACCUGUUGUCGAUGCUGUCCAGCUAUCCACGGCGUCCUCGGACGCUGGCAGCCUGUCUUCUCAGACACCUAACCAUGAAGUGUUUGAUCAUUACAAUCCCUUUUUUGACUCAAACUCUUCCCUGGCAUCUGAUCUUGAUUCUGCACAGAUAGAGACAUUUAUCACAGACUCCUUCUGUGGGCCAAUCCCUUACAACACCACUCCACUCUUCCAAUCUGAGCCCCCUGCGGUAACCGGUAUAUUCAGAGGGUUUACAGCCUCCCCAACAGCCCAGCAGCCACAGAACUCUCGAGGCCUUAACGUCGACUUUGACUCAGUAUUUGGCAACAACAUUAAUGCAAACGAGCUGGAUUCUACAGACAUUUUAGGUGGCCUCCUCAAACCCACAGUGGCAUUCUCACCCGAUCAGAGCAUGACCCUGAACGGCCAACAUGCCCACAAACUGGUAUCCCACGACCUGGACUCGUCACUGGCCAAUCUUGUCGGCAAUCUGGGAAUUGGCAACGGCACAGCAAAGAAUGAUCUUCACUGGAGUCAGCCUGGUGAGAAGAAGCUGACGGGUGGAAACAACUGGCAACCCAAGACGGCUCCUUCUACCACCUGGAACCCUGCAACCAUGGAGGAAUCCUCUUGUCUUUUGUGUCCUCAGGCUCCAUCUGUCAUGGCGUUCCCUCCAACCACACCCACAGGCAUGAUGGCAUAUGCAAUGCCUCCCCACGUGAGCUCCAUGAUGAUGACACAGCCCACUAUGAUGUACACCCAGCCUGUGAUGAGGCCAGCCAACCCCUUUGGCCCCAAUCCAGGUGCACAGAUGCAAUUUAUGUAACCUACCCCGUCUGAAGAUGACAACAAAGUCAACUAUCCAAGCAAACCUGCAGUUUGCUUCUAAUGAACUUGUCUUUGAGAAUAAAAAGCCCAAAUAAGACUGGUGGAAUAGAAUGACUGUGACUGGGACCAGCUCCGAACAUCUCAGAGAGGCUGUGGACGUUGUGCCCAUCUAGUCAUGUCGAAGUCAUAGAAGGAGAAGAAGAGUGCAUUCUGCCAUUCUAAACGAUUGGACAGGUAUCAGCCCCUACUGUAGUAACACCACAGCCAGGGGGAGAGCUUUCUGACUCCGCUCUGUACCUGGGGAAAAAAGUAAUCUGGGUGGUUGUCUCACAUUAACACGGUUGGAGUUGUGUUUUUUUUGUUCCUCUUUCUCCAGGUGAGGCUGGGAGAGUCACUUGUUUUGAUUAUCAAUCAUGAUUACCUUCUUAAAGCAUCCCCAAAUUAGGAAAACAAUUGCAAACUCUUUCUACCACACAUUUGUAUGUAUUGUUUGCAGUAGACAUUCCUUGUGUAUUGUUUGUAUUUAUUUAUGAUUACCUACAGAGAAGAUGAUAAAAAAUUUAAAAAAUGUAACUAGUCACUGACCUUGUGGAAGGUCUUCAGGUUUAUUCAUAGAUAUGAUUGAUUGUAGAACUGGAUUUUGAGUGAUUGAGAUGAUUUUUUUAAAAGAAGUUAAUAUAAAGUUUAAAGAUGACACUUUUUGCUGUUGGGUCACUUAAUAUUCUCUGUACUCGCAUGAUGCCUUGUACAGUUAUCUGUGGCUCCAGGGGUCACACUGAGGAUGUGUAUGAACAUACAACAUUUUUAUCAACACCGUCAUAUCGGUGGGGUUUAUUUCUACACAUUUGGCGAGGGAAAAUUUUUCACAUCAGCAAAAGCACUACAUUUUGUGAUUGAGGCAUCAUUACAUUGGAAAGGAAUCUGCAGGAAUUUAUGCUUUUGAUGCUUUUGGCAUGCCAUUUAUUCUUACAUUUAACAAAGCUGGCUGCCCUUUUCCAACCUGAAUGUGCAGGGUCCCUUUCAUUCUCAGAUCAUGUUUUCACAGGCGAGCACUGGGGCAUUUAAGGCAAUGUGGGGGGAGUAGGGAGGCCUCGGGUUUAGGCUCAGAUCAGACUAACAGAAGGCUGGGGGGGCAGAAAGUUGUUCAGGAGAAUCGAGCACUGUUGAUCGGUGCUUUGUGUAUAUAAAACUUUUCCUGCCAAUCGCAGGAAUGGACAAGUGCAGGUGUAAAAGAUGGUCUGAACAUAAAAGUGGACCUUAAUCAAUUAACUGAGCAUAUUUGCUGCAUUGUCCCUGCAGAUUAUAUUUUUGUUUGUUUGAUUUUUCCAAUAAAGUGUAAGCUUCCACA
Cottoperca gobio is the source of this 3729-nucleotide messenger RNA. It is a transcript of the gene picalma, whose product is annotated as phosphatidylinositol binding clathrin assembly protein a. The coding region runs from base 250 to 2379 and encodes 709 amino acids. The transcript is spliced from 23 exons. The record is from RefSeq and is a predicted model, not a curated record. Gene Ontology annotation, biological process: clathrin coat assembly; clathrin-dependent endocytosis; synaptic vesicle budding from presynaptic endocytic zone membrane. NCBI's taxonomy places the organism in Eukaryota, Metazoa, Chordata, Actinopteri, Perciformes, Bovichtidae. Gene Ontology annotation, molecular function: 1-phosphatidylinositol binding; phosphatidylinositol-4,5-bisphosphate binding; clathrin heavy chain binding. Gene Ontology annotation, cellular component: clathrin-coated vesicle; synaptic vesicle; clathrin-coated pit.